Molecule: messenger RNA, 1350 nt
Organism: Alnus glutinosa
Lineage: Eukaryota; Viridiplantae; Streptophyta; Magnoliopsida; Fagales; Betulaceae
Product: THO complex subunit 4D-like
Exons: 7
Coding region: 315-1175 (286 amino acids)
Biological process (GO): mRNA export from nucleus
Cellular component (GO): nucleus
Molecular function (GO): mRNA binding
Source: RefSeq, a predicted model, not a curated record
AAGCCCCUCAAGUAAGGAAAGGAAAAGCGCGUUUUCCCACAGCACCUCCUUUUUCCAGGAACCCAAGACACGUCGAUAAAGCUCUCACAUCUCCGAAAGAAACCCUAAAACCCCACAAAAGAAUAUCACACCUCUCUCUCCUGACAUCAUUUACAUGGAUCUUUCUUCUUCGCCCCCUUCGUAAAAAUCUCCUCCGAAUCUCACAAGGCGUUCCCCCCAUCACCUCAACUCUCUCUCGCUCAGAAACCCUAAUUGCUCCACCUGCUCUUUGCGAUAAUCUCAAGUUAAUUGCAGGUACUUCCAGUGCAGAUAUUAUGGCUACUGCUUUGGAUAUGUCACUUGAUGAUCUUAUAAAGAACAGAGGCUCCCGUGAGAGAGGUAGAGGACGAGGUAGGGCCCGCCGUGGCCGUGGACCAGGCAGGGCAUCUGGUGGUGGAAGAUUGCCCAGGGCAGUUCAUAGAGGUCCUCUUGCAGUAAAUACUCGGCCAUCAUCUUAUACCAUUGCCAAGUCUAUCCGCAGAACCAGGAGUUUCCCAUGGCAGAAUGAUUUGUUUGAAGAGAGCCUUAGAGCUGCAGGGAUAUCAGGGAUAGAAAUUGGCACAAGGUUAUAUGUUUCCAAUUUGGAUUAUGGAGUGACUAAUGAAGAUAUAAGGGAACUUUUCUCGGAGAUUGGUGAACUGAAACGAUAUGCAGUUCAUUAUGACAAAAAUGGUCGCCCAACUGGCUCGGCUGAAGUUGUGUAUACCAGAAGAAGUGAUGCAUUUGCAGCUCUUAAGCGGUAUAAUAAUGUUCUCUUGGAUGGAAAGCCCAUGAGGAUUGAAAUUGUAGGUGCGAAUCCAGGAAUGCCUGUGUCAGCUCGUGUGAAUGUCUCUGGAUUAAACGGAACAAGGAAGAGGACAGUUGUUAUGACGCCUGGAGCAGGUCCAAGUGGAGGAGGCUUUGCUACUGGUCAGCAAGGCUCCAGUCGGGGCCGUCGUGGUGGUAUGAGUGGCCGUGCCCGAGGUCGAGGCCGAGGCCGAGGCGGGGGCGGAGGCAGAGGUGGAGGCGUAGGCGUAGGCCGUGGUGGUGGCCGCGGCCGCGGCCGCGGCCGUGAAAAGAAUCAAGCUGUUGAGAUGUCCGUUGAUGAUCUUAAUCUGGACCUGGAUAACUAUCAUGCUGAAGCCAAGCACCCUUGAUUUUCAAGCUGUGGAACUGCUCUGGCUCUGGAAUUAAACCUGUUAGUAGUCAACAUUAGCCAUGUCAGCUGUACAAAUUGGUUAUUUCUUUGGUGGCUUGUAUCUGUUUUCUUGUUUAAUGCUUAGAUUGCAAGCUUGCAUCAGCGCUAAUGAAGCUUUUGGAUGAUUCUCUAAA